AUACGCACAGAAAAGGAAAAUAGCGUGUUUCAUAUAUUUCACACUAUAUAACAGAGAAAAAAACGCUAAAAAGAAAAAAAAUUUCUAAAGAAAAGAAAUGAUUUUUGUCGCAGUUCUAAUAAAAAAAAGGAAGAAUAAAAGAUGUUACAUGAAUUGUGUCAAUGGGGGUAAGAUGCCGCUAAUGCAAAAGCUCCAAAAGUUUUUUUCGAAUUUCACAUUUAGGCGAUCUUGAAGAUUUUGAUAAAGAAGGCAGAGGUGGCAAACACACAUCUAGCCUGUAUGAUACUUGCCCGAACUUCAAGAUGCUGCCAAGCUCGUCACUUUAGAACGUUGUUCGCGUGCAAGCGUAGACUUUACCGUUCACGAUGUAGCAAGUUAUAUUGAUGAAAAAUAUUAUGAGUUAACAGACACGCGCUGGGGUGCAAAAUAUGACAGAAAUUCACAACGAGCAUAUUUUGAAGGUCACGAACGUGUCGACGUUGUUGAACACGGAUCAAAUUACACAGAUUAUUUUCUUGGUCGCAAAGGGCAUUACUAUACACUUACCGAUGGUGAUAAUCCAACAUGGAUAAAUCCCACGCUAAGUUCCCCCUGUGUUCUUUUUUUUCACGAUGAGAGUCCAUUUUUGAGUGUCACUGAACAAGAAUAUGAACAUGCUGCAGCGGAAUUCCCAGAACUGGAAGAUACAACAGAAUUAAUUAUGUAG
Molecule: messenger RNA, 706 nt
Organism: Didymodactylos carnosus
Lineage: Eukaryota; Metazoa; Rotifera; Eurotatoria; Philodinida; Philodinidae
Source: the annotation of a GenBank genome assembly